AUAAGGAUAACGUGAUUAGCUAUGAAACCAAGGAAACACUUGCUUCAGAUUAGCCUUUUCGAUGAUUUAUUAGUGGUUUGUCAAAGACCAAGUUGAACAAUCCAGUUUCAUGAGAAACAUGUUUCGUUCCAUUCUGAUUAAUUUGAUUUUGGUGCUCGCUUCGGGAAGCUCGAUAGGCAUUGCAGACGCCAAAUCCAAUCUUACUAAGGUGACAUGGGCGCAUGCAGUCAACGAUGCUGAUUUCCUUACACGCGUGCUUGAAAGUGACACCCAGUUCAUUGAAGCGGAUAUUUCCCUUGGGUAUCUGAUCGACGAUGUGAACAAAGAGCAUGAAAUACCCAUCAUGGCUCAUCCGCCGUCAGUGGAGUCAAACCUAUCACUUGAAACAUUCCUGAAGCGUGUGCUACAAUUCAACCGAGAUGCUAAUCAUUCGACGAAACUAAAAGGCAUCAAGCUAGAUUUCAAAUCCAUCGGUGCUUUUGAACGUUCGAUCGACAUUAUUCGUGCUGGAUACGAUAUGGCCAAGUUUGACACGUGGAUCAAUGCGGAUAUUUUGCCAGGACCGGUUGACAACACUGCUACCAUCCCGGUAGACCCAUCAAGAUUCUUCACAGCAGCUAGGAAGCUUGGCAAAGCGACCCUGUCCAUCGGUUGGACCACUCGCUGGGGGCCAGACUUUACUGACGGUUCGUACACGGAUGCGCAAGUGGAUGCAAUGGUCAACGUUAUUCAAUCGAAUAACAUCGACAAGGCUGGUAAUGCAAUCACAUUCCCUGUUCGGGCAGGUAUCGUUGCAAAAAGUGUUACGAAUAUGAUUCGUCUAUACUGUGCUUUGAAAGAUACGAACGAUGUGACGUUCACAGUUUGGUCCAGUGCUGAUGAUUCCGUUGAUGUAGAAAAGCUACGCGAGUUUAUAUUUACCGCAGGACUUGACCGUACCUAUGUAGAUGUGCCAGAAGACUUGCAUGAAAAGCUGCAUUUGGAAACGCAUGCAUUUGAAAACACAUGCAAGAAAACGUUGCAAGCAAGAUGCAUUGAUUAUUAAGCGGAUAAAUAUGUUCUACAUAACUUUGUAGCAGGAACAAAUCGAAAAUUGCCGUUGGCCAUUUGAUUUUACGACUAGGAAGUGACAAAUAGAAAUUCAAACCCUCCCACUGACAGUUGUCAGGAGUGUCAAAAUAAAUCAGCUGUUUUAACUA
This is a messenger RNA of Anopheles coustani, 1199 nucleotides long. Its product is annotated as protein FAM151B. The coding region runs from base 110 to 1045 and encodes 311 amino acids. The record is from RefSeq and is a predicted model, not a curated record. The transcript has 3 exons. Lineage: Eukaryota; Metazoa; Arthropoda; Insecta; Diptera; Culicidae.